AUGAAUGCACUUGACGGAUUGAGGCAAGUGGGAUGCCCAGACCAAAAUUCAUGGUUGAUUUUAAGUCUCGAAAAUCGAACUGUUAAAAAACCCGUUAUAUUAGCACCAAGACGUUGUUUUGGUAACCAAGCCUCUGCACUCGUCGCUAUCGGAUACUACAUGGCGGCCGAAUCAAAUAAGAAGUUUUUUACACGCAGAAUUGGCAAUAAUAUGAUUGAAGUGGUAGAUUUAACAUGCUUUAUUGGAUUUAUCACUGAAACAAUGGAGUUAGACUAG
Plasmopara halstedii is the source of this 276-nucleotide messenger RNA. RefSeq lists its product as uncharacterized. The coding region runs from base 1 to 276 and encodes 91 amino acids. The record is from RefSeq and is a predicted model, not a curated record. The transcript has 2 exons. Lineage: Eukaryota; Oomycota; Peronosporomycetes; Peronosporales; Peronosporaceae.